CACCAGGAUACCCAGGGUUCUCUAUAUAAGAUAGGAACUUGACUUGCUCAUCCCAACCAUCAAACCACUCUCUCUUUUCUUCCUUAUCCUCAUUCAUUCAUUCCUUUUCCUUUACACUCUUUUCAUCUGCUUAUCAUGAAGUACACAACUCUUUUCGCCGCCGCCGCGGCUGUCUUCGCGAAUAGCGUCAACGCUGGUGUCGUUGGUGCCGCCCAGGGUUUUGCUAAGGGUGUGACCGGUGGUGGUAGCGCCGCUGAGGUCUACCCCAAGACCAAUGACGAGCUGGUCUCGUACUUGGGCGACAGCCAGCCCCGUGUCAUUGUUCUCGACAAGAUCUUCGACUUCACUGGAACUGAAGGCACCGAGACCACCAGCGGCUGCAGUCCGUGGGGUACAGGCAGUAAGUGCCAACAGGCCAUUAACAAGGACAACUGGUGCAACAACUACGAGCCCAACGCUCCCAAGGUCUCUUCCAUCACUUAUGACAAGGCCGGUGUCCUCGGUAUCACUGUCAACUCGAACAAGAGUCUUGUCGGCAAGGGCUCUGCUGGAGGUAUCAAAGGAAAGGGUAUCCGUAUGGUCAGCGGUGCCAAGAACAUCAUCAUCCAGAACAUCGCUAUCACUGAUAUCAACCCUAAGUACGUUUGGGGUGGUGAUGCUAUCACCCUUAACAACGCUGAUCUCGUCUGGAUUGAUCACGUUACCACUGCCCGCAUCGCUCGUCAGCACAUUGUCCUUGGUACCCAGGCCGAUAACCGCGUCACCAUCUCCUACAACCUGAUCGACGGCCGUUCCGACUACUCCGCGACUUGUAACGGUCACCAUUACUGGGGAAUCUAUCUGGAUGGUUCUAACGACAUGAUCACGAUGAUGGGCAACUACUUCUACUACUUGUCCGGUCGUAUGCCCAAGGUUCAGAGCAACACCCUCCUUCACGCCGUUAACAACCUCUUCCACAACAUUGAGGGCCACGCUUUCGAGAUUGGCCAGGGUGGCUAUGUCCUGGCUGAGGGUAACGUUUUCCAGAACGUCGACACCGUGGUUGAGUCUCCCUACCAGGGCGCCCUGUUCAGCUCCCCCGACGCCAACACCAACAAACUCUGCCAGUCCUACCUUGGCCGUUCUUGCCAGCUUAACGCUUUCGGAUCCUCCGGCUCCAUGAGCGGCUCCGACACCAGCAUCCUUAGCAAGUUCCAGGGCAAGAACAUCGCCCCUGCCAAGGCACCUACCAACAUUGCCGCCUGGACCAUGGCCAACGCCGGUGUUGGCCACGUCUAAGCAGCUGACUCUUUGCAACAACCCAUGGAGAAAAGGGGUAUCUUCUUGUGGCACAUGCCUUGUCGGGACAUGUACAAGUGAUGCCAGCAAUCUGGUACUCGUCACAUGGCCCGCUUCGCUUUCCGCCGAUGACUCGCCAAUCCCAUGUAUAAAGUGCUCUGUGUACCUUCUUUCUACUCUCCUUCGACGCUGGGCUAGAUCCGGCACUCUUUCUUACUAUUACUUUAUUCGCAGCUUGCUGUACAAUCGAAAAAUCCUUCGAAGUUCAA
Molecule: messenger RNA, 1547 nt
Organism: Aspergillus fijiensis CBS 313.89
Lineage: Eukaryota; Fungi; Ascomycota; Eurotiomycetes; Eurotiales; Aspergillaceae
Product: polysaccharide lyase family 1 protein
Exons: 5
Coding region: 136-1278 (380 amino acids)
Molecular function (GO): pectate lyase activity
Source: RefSeq, a predicted model, not a curated record